GAGAAACUCUACCCUUACUGGUUUGAGAGAGAGUUGAGUCAUAUCCUGUGAAUGUGAAGCCACGGUAUUUAAGCAUCACGGGUUCCUCUUUCGUUCCGAGGGGCUGCAGUUCAGAGCAGUGAGUGCUCUCUGUGGAGAGGCUGUUAUUGGCCCUUGGGGGGUGAGCAGCCUCUCUCGUGAGGAUUUGGGAAAGAGAGCCAAGUCUGAAUAUGCAGUUGUCUCACUGGAAUGAAAGAUGUUCUGUUUAUUUCUAAUCAACGAUGCUAGACACCUGCAAGCUCAAAAGUGCCUGCAAUUUGCCAUUUGUUUACAAUAAGAAAAUAAAUACUGCUGGAACCAGUAAUGCAGAUGUCCCCUUGGCUGAUCCCGGAAUGUACCAAUUGGACAUUACAUUAAGAAGGGGUCAAAGUUUAGCUGCCCGAGAUCGAGGAGGGACAAGUGAUCCAUACGUGAAGUUUAAAAUUGGAGGAAAAGAAGUUUUUAGAAGUAAAAUAAUACACAAGAACCUCAAUCCUGUGUGGGAGGAGAAAGCUUGCAUUCUUGUUGAACAUCUGAGGGAACCCUUGUAUAUCAAGGUAUUUGACUAUGAUUUUGGACUACAAGAUGACUUUAUGGGCUCGGCGUUUCUGGAUCUCACACAAUUGGAGUUAAACAGGCCCACAGAUGUGACCCUAACAUUGAAAGAUCCCCAUUAUCCUGACCAUUACCUUGGAGUCAUUUUGCUCUCCAUCAUCCUUACCCCUAAAGAAGGAGAACACAGGGAUGUGACAAUGCUAAUGAGGAAGAGCUGGAAAAGAUCAAGUAAGGAUCUCUCAGAAAAUGAAGUGGUUGGAUCUUAUUUCUCUGUGAAGUCUUUCUUUUGGAGGACGUGCGGCAGGCCUGCUCUUCCUGUCCUGGGCUUCUGCAGAGCAGAGCUUCAGAGUACUUAUGACCAAAAUGCACAAUUUCAGACCCAAAGUUUACGUCUAUCAGACGUACACAGAAAAUCACAGCUUUGGAGAGGAAUAGUCAGCAUCACUUUGAUUGAGGGACGAGACCUCAAGGCAAUGGAUUCAAAUGGGUUGAGUGACCCCUAUGUGAAGUUCCGGCUUGGGCAUCAGAAGUAUAAGAGCAAGAUUAUGCCAAAAACCUUGAAUCCUCAGUGGAGGGAACAAUUUGAUUUUCAUCUCUAUGAAGAGAAAGGCGGGAUUAUUGAUAUCACUGCCUGGGACAAAGACGCUGGGAAAAGGGAUGAUUUUAUUGGCAGGAAGGGAUCUGACCAUGGUAAAAGUGACCCAUUUUGUGUAGUUGAACUGAACAAUGAUAGGCUGCUGACACAUACCGUCUACAAAAAUCUUAAUCCCGAGUGGAACAAAAUCUUCACAUUCAACAUUAAAGAUAUCCAUUCAGUUCUUGAGGUGACAGUUUAUGAUGAAGAUCGGGAUCGAAGUGCUGACUUUCUGGGCAAAGUUGCUAUACCAUUGCUGUCUAUUCAAAAUGGUGAACAGAAAGCCUACGUCUUGAAAAACAAGCAGCUGACAGGGCCAACAAAGGGGGUCAUCUAUCUUGAAAUAGAUGUGAUUUUUAAUGCUGUGAAAGCCAGCUUACGAACAUUAAUACCCAAAGAACAGAAGUACAUUGAAGAGGAAAACAGACUCUCUAAACAGCUGCUACUAAGAAACUUUAUCAGAAUGAAGCGUUGUGUCAUGGUGCUCGUAAAUGCUGCAUACUACGUUAAUAGUUGCUUUGAUUGGGAUUCACCCCCAAGGAGCCUCGCUGCUUUUGUG
Messenger RNA from Leptonychotes weddellii (Weddell seal), 1766 nucleotides. The record is from RefSeq and is a predicted model, not a curated record. NCBI's taxonomy places the organism in Eukaryota, Metazoa, Chordata, Mammalia, Carnivora, Phocidae.